Molecule: messenger RNA, 3849 nt
Organism: Syzygium oleosum
Lineage: Eukaryota; Viridiplantae; Streptophyta; Magnoliopsida; Myrtales; Myrtaceae
Product: translation initiation factor IF-2, chloroplastic
Exons: 13
Coding region: 328-3399 (1023 amino acids)
Biological process (GO): translational initiation
Molecular function (GO): GTPase activity; GTP binding; translation initiation factor activity
Source: RefSeq, a predicted model, not a curated record
CACCACUUCCAUAUAUUUUCUCCGCGCUCCCUCAGCCACAGAGGACCCUCUCCCUCUCCCUCUCCCUCUGUCUCAUCCUCUCUCGACCGAGACACCGUUCGUCAGAUGAUUUCUCGGACACCCAUUGUCAUUUCUUGAUUCCUCUCGGCAUCGGGCUUCAGCCGGGCCCGGAAUUCGAUACCCUUUGGAGUAAAUUGCCCUUUCGCCAUGUGGUUCACGAUGAGCCUUAGGGAAGGGAGGAGGAAUGUGAAUUUGAGGAUUUGUUAGUUUUUUUUGUCGGUCGUUGGAGGUGUUUGGUCCUUCUGUGUAAGGGGUACUGAACUACUGAUGGUGAUGAUUCUAGUAGGAGGCAUACAAGGAGGAACAAUGGUUCCUCUAGCUUCUGUAGCUUCCGUUGUGAGUGCUGGGACUAGUGCCAACAGGGGUCCCUCUGAGGUGUCUUAUUCUCUGGUUGGCAAGAUUGCCUUUCCAAGGGGCAAGUAUUGGAGUGGCGUCAGAAGAUGGCAUUGUAAAUACUCGGUCACAACCACCGAUUUCAUUGCCGAGCACACCAAUGCUGUCUCCCUUGAUUCUAAUGGUUACAGAGGGGAUAAGGAUGGCGAUGACGGGAUUUUACUGAAGCCCGCACCAAGGCCUGUUGUGAAACCAUCCAACUCUAAGACCAAUUCGGUGGGGUUGGAACCUUCGAGACCUAGCAGAGAUUCUGCUGUUGAGACGCUAGAUGAUUUAGAAAAUAAGAAUAAUGUUCUUGAGUCCCUUGAUGAGGUGUUGGAGAAGGCGGAAAAACUCGAAAAGUCUAAUCUGGGUCAACAAGCAAGCAAAAAGGAGGGUGCAAAUGUAAAUAAAUCAACACCAUCCAGUACAAGUGCUAAUCUCAAAAAUAGUAGACCUGUGAAUUCUGCUGGAAGUAAAAAGGCUAAGACUUUGAAGAGCGUGUGGCGGAAAGGGGACAAUGUUGCCACGGUGCAAAAGGUAAAGUUUCCAAAGGAUUCUUCUGAUAGUGACAAAAUUAUUGAUGAUCCAGAAUCUCAAAAGGUUGAAGAGAAUGAUGAGCCUCGAGCUUCUCUUAGACCUGCUCAGCCACCUUUAAGAUCGCAACCUAAGUUACAGGCCAAGCCUUCUGUGGCUCCACCACCUACACCAAAGAAACCUGUAAUCUUGAAGGAUGUUGGGGCAGCUCCGAAAUCGUCGACUGUUGACGAUGUUGAUGCUCCAGGAACAACUAAAGAAAGGAAGCCAAUCUUGAUAGAUAAGUUUGCUUCCAAGAAACCAGUUGUCGACCCUCUCAUAGCUCAAGCAGUUUUAGCCCCUACAAAGCCCUCAAAGGGGCCUGCCCCCGGCAAGUUGAAAGAUGAGUAUCGGAAGAAGAAUGCUUCAGCAGGUGGACGGAGGAGAAUCGUCCACGACGAGAUUCCAGAUGAGGAGACAUCAGAACUAAAUGUCUCCAUUCCAGGUGCGGCUAGUGCGAGGAAGGGUAGGAAGUGGAGUAAAGCAAGUAGGAAGGCAGCUAGACUUCAGGCAGCCAAAGAAGCUGCUCCAGUGAAAGUCGAAAUUCUUGAGGUUGGGGAACAGGGUAUGUUGAUAGAGGACUUGGCCUACAGCUUGGCCACAAGCGAAGGUGAAAUCCUUGGACUGUUGUAUUCAAAAGGAAUUAAGCCAGAUGGGGUGCAAACUUUGGACAAGGAAAUGGUGAAGAUGAUCUGUAACGAAUAUGAGGUGGAGGUCAUAGAGGCUGAUCCUAUCAAAGUUGAAGAAAUGGCAAGAAAGAAGGAAAUACUAGAUGAAGAUGACUUGGGCAAACUUGAAGAUAGGCCACCUGUGCUGACUAUCAUGGGUCAUGUGGAUCACGGCAAGACAACCCUGUUGGAUCAUAUUCGUAAAAGCAAGGUGGCUGCAUCUGAAGCGGGUGGGAUUACACAAGGAAUUGGGGCAUAUAAGGUGCUAGUACCUGUGGAUGGUAAAUUGCAACCCUGUAUUUUCCUGGAUACUCCUGGGCAUGAGGCAUUUGGAGCAAUGAGGGCUCGUGGAGCGAGAGUGACGGAUAUUGCUAUCAUUGUAGUGGCUGCUGAUGAUGGGAUCCGGCCUCAAACCAGUGAGGCUAUUGCUCACGCCAAAGCAGCUGGAGUGCCAAUAGUGAUUGCCAUAAACAAGAUUGAUAAAGAUGGAGCCAGUCCAGAACGGGUAAUGCAAGAACUUUCUUCAAUUGGCUUGAUGCCAGAAGAUUGGGGUGGCGACAUCCCUAUGGUUCAGAUUAGUGCCCUCAAAGGGGAGAACGUAGAUGAUUUACUGGAGACCGUCAUGCUUGUUGCAGAGUUGCAAGAGCUGAAGGCCAAUCCUCAUAGAAAUGCGAAGGGCACUGUAAUUGAAGCUGGUCUUCAUAAAUCUAAAGGACCAACAGCUACAUUUAUUGUGCAAAAUGGCACCCUUAGAAGAGGGGAUGUUGUGGUCUGUGGAGGAGCUUUUGGAAAGGUUCGGGCACUAUUUGACGACAAUGGCAAGCAAGUCCAUGAAGCUGGACCCUCCAUCCCUGUACAGGUAAUUGGACUGAAUAACGUUCCAAUUGCUGGUGAUGAGUUUGAGGUUGUUGGGUCCCUUGAUAUGGCACGGGAAAAGGCAGAAACGCGUGUAGAUUCUUUGCGAAAUGAACGUAUUUCGGCUAAGGCUGGUGAUGGGAAGGUCACACUUUCUUCUUUAGCUUCUGCAGUUUCAUCAGGAAAGCUUUCUGGUCUGGACUUGCACCAGCUGAAUAUUAUCAUGAAGGUUGAUGUUCAGGGAUCCAUCGAGGCCAUAAGACAAGCCUUGCAAGUGCUUCCACAAGUUAAUGUCACUUUAAAGUUUCUCUUGCAAGCGCCCGGGGAUAUUAGUGCUAGUGACGUUGAUCUUGCAGUUGCUAGUAAAGCCAUAAUUGUCGGAUUCAAUGUUAAAGCACCCGGUUCGGUAAAGAGCUAUGCAGACAACAAAGGUGUUGAGAUUCGUCUCUAUAGAGUAAUCUAUGAACUCAUUGACGACAUACGUAAUGCAAUGGAAGGACUUCUUGAGCCAGUGGAGGAACAAGAAACAAUUGGUUCUGCUGAAGUGCGAGCAAUAUUUAGCAGUGGCAGUGGUCGGGUUGCUGGAUGCAUGGUUACAGAGGGGAAGCUGGUGAAGGCCUGUGGUAUACGAGUUGUUCGAAAAGGGAAAACUGCAUAUGUUGGUAUUCUGGAUUCUUUGAGACGGGUCAGGGAAAUUGUGAAAGAGGUUGGUGCGGGACUAGAAUGUGGUAUUGGGAUGGAAGACUAUGAUGAUUGGGAGGAGGGAGAUGUUCUGGAGGCCUUUAACACAGUUGAGAAGAGACGGACCCUUGAAGAAGCAUCUGCUUCAAUGACAGCUGCUUUGGAAGAAGUUGGAAUCAAAUUAUAGGAAGGAACAUGCACACUGUUGUACAAGUUGUUGCUAUGCAUCAUGUUACAGGAUAUCGCCAGGAAAUUGCCCUUGCCAUUAUGUAGGGUCAAGGCUUUCUGGCCCAAAUUCCAUCUGUAGAGAACAGACAUUUGGUCGACCGUAUUUACGUAAUUCAAGGUGGAAGCAUGGAAGGCCUUGGGCAGACUCAGCUUCUCAGAUACGAUUUUUAGCUUUUGGCAAUCCGGAGGAGGAGGUUUCAGCAACAGGGUCCAGCCAAUUGGAAUGGGUUUCUUCCCUUUAACCAAAUCAACAUUUUUGUCGGGCCGCUAGCCUGGUUUAACUUGUAAAAAUGUUACAUUAUCAUGAGAUCUGUAUCAUUGUUUCUAUGUCGACAAGCACUGUCCAAACGAUGCGACGUAAUUUCUCUUCUGAUAGAUUAAAUCUGGAGGAAAGUCAUUUAUUAAGUCA